AUGGAAUCCAAGGCUGAAGAAAAUACCCAGUUUGUGAAGUCAAAAGAUUUUCUAGUUAAGACUAACGGAGGGAAAACUUUGAGCGAUGUGCUUGCAGCAGAGAAGACAGUAGUCAUGCUCAUCAACAAAGAUUCUCUACAUCUUGCUGAAUCUUUUGAUCAUCAUGAAAUGAUUAAGGAAGAUCUCAAAAAUGGGGGCUUUGCAUGGACUUAUUGCGAUAAAACAAGAGUCCUGCUCGUUCAUUAUAAGAAAGAGACUGUGCUAGAAGUUAGAGCUCUUGGUGUGCAGGCUAUUGAAACACUCAGGGAAAGAAAGAUAUCUGAAGUUACUAUCUAUAUCCCUCAAAAGAGCGAUUUUAAACUUUCUCAUACCUUUAUUCAAUCUUUCAUGAUGUGGAACUACAGGUUCGAGUUGAAGACAAUUGGAGGAAUUUCCUUGCUUACUGAGAUCAACCUUGCCUUUGAAGAAGAGCUCACUGAAAAUCUUAAGAGAGAGGUAGAAUGCUUGAUUGUGAUGGUCAAAAGUUGUCUCUUUGCUAGAGAUGUCCAGAAUACCAGAGCUAAUAUUGCAACCUGCCAAUACAUGGAAGAUCUCAUCAAGGCUACCAUUGAAGGAUGUGAUAAAGUUACCGAGUGCACAGUGAUCAAGGAUAAAGAACUUCUUGAGCAAAACUUCAAUCUGCUAUAUAAUGUUGGGAAGGGAUCUACAAUUCCUCCAAGGUGUAUCACCUGCCUAUACAAAGGAAAUCCUGAUGAAGACGAAGUCCAUAUUGCCAUAGUUGGAAAGGGGGUUGUUUUCGAUACAGGAGGCCUCAACAUCAAAGCUACAGGAGUCAUGGAGGAUAACUUCUCAGAUAAAGGGGGAGCAUGCGUCACUCUUGCAGCUCUGAAAGGAAUCAUUGAACUUGACCUGAAAAUCAAUGUAGUGUUCGCAUUUGGAAUCACAGAGAAUUCAGUCGAUGCUGAGUCUUAUAGACCAUCUGAUAUCAUCACUUCUAAGAAGGGACUCACCGUUGAGAUUAUGAAUACUGAUGCUGAGGGAAGGCUUGUCCUAGCUGAUGUUCUCUGGCAUGUCUAUGAGACCUACAAGCCAACUUAUUGUGUGGAUCUUGCUACUCUUACAGGAACCAUCAUCACAGCACUUGGUUCCAAUGCCUGUGGAGUCUUUACCAAUGAUGAUGAGUUCGUAGAAGAGUUUAUCCAAGCUGGAAAAGAAGUCAAUGAGCAAGCUUGGCACAUGCCAAUCUUUGAUGACCAUAAGGAAGACAUACUUAAUGAUGUCUCUGAUUUGAGAAAUAUGGGUGAUGACAGAAAGGGGCACUCUUCAAGAGCUGCUGCUUUUAUGGAGCAUUUUGUUGGUGAAGGCACAAAAUGGAUUCAUGCAGAUAUUGCUGGACCUACUUAUCUUGACUCAGCCAUCCCUCCAAUGCCCAAGUAUUGCACUGGAUUUGCCACUCAGACCGUUUUGAGCUUGCUGAGAAAGAAGAGUAAAUCUUAA
This is a messenger RNA of Moneuplotes crassus, 1497 nucleotides long. Lineage: Eukaryota; Ciliophora; Spirotrichea; Euplotida; Euplotidae. The record is from the annotation of a GenBank genome assembly.